CAUGAAGUCACGGCGGUGGUGCGGAUCCCGCAUGGAAGCCCGGCGGGCUGGUGAGUUGGCGCUGCACUCGUUGCGCGCGCAAUAUCGCCGCGCUCUACCGGAAUGGACAGCGCGCGCCUCUCGCCGCCGCCGGUCGGCGCGCACGAUCGGCCGGUCCAAGGAGGACCCGGCGAAACCCUCGAUACCCCGUCGCGUGACGCGGACGCCUUAAGCGAGUUGGCCUCGCGGUCCGCGCCACGCGUGUUGUGCCCCAUUCCCGAAAGUGAACCGCUGCUGCGCGACCCGCUUUCUGUCCCCAUUGCGCCUGCCGCAGGUGCGCUCGUUGAUUCUUCACGCAAGCAGAAUGGACGACCGCUACAUGUGAAGUUCGACGCCCAGUCGCCGCCGGCGCCCGUGUCCGUCGGGUCCAGUUCCAGCUCGAGCUCGAGCGACGAUGAGGACGUCUCCAUCACGGAGGCCCGGCCCCCCGACGGCGGGUGGGGCUGGGUCGUCGUCUUUGCAUCGUUCAUGGUUAAUCUUAUCGCCGACGGCAUUACGUUCAGUUUCGGCGUGUUUUUCACACAUUUUCUGGAGUACUUCGGCGAAGGUAAAGGCAAAACUGCCUGCAUUGCCGGCAUUUUUAUGGCUAUGCCACUGCUUUCGGGACCCAUAGCCAGCUUCCUCACGGACAGGUACGGCUGCCGACGAGUAACCAUAUUCGGAUCAAUAUUAUCAGCUAUAGGAUUCGUUAUAUCCGCCUUCGUAGAUAACAUGGAAACUCUAUUCCUCACGUUUGGAAUUAUGGCCGGAUUCGGCUUAAGUUUAUGUUACGUAGCGGCAGUUGUCAUUGUCGCUUAUUAUUUUGAGAAGAAGCGCUCCCUAGCGACUGGCAUAUCAGUAUGUGGGAGCGGUAUUGGAACCUUUAUAUUUGCGCCACUAUCAAACCUUCUACUAGAUGAGUACGGGUGGCGCGGAACAACGUUGAUAUUGGCCGGACUGUUCCUCAAUAUGGCAGUGUGUGGUUUACUGUUCAGAGAUUUACCUUGGACUGCCACGAUGAACGAAGAGAGAGCAAGGGAGAGAAAACGUCGUCGGGAAAGAAAACGUAACAAGCGAUACGGAUCGUCUGUGGACAGUUUCUCGGACAGUAAAAGCAGUGCCGCGGGGUCGACGAAAGUGACCGAAAAUGUGGGUAUAGAAGCAGUAACUUCCCCAAUAGUUCCUCAGUUUAGUUCUUUAGUCGAUCUUCCCACGUUCAUGACGGGUGGGGAAGGCGUUUCAUUAGAAGUGUUUGAAAUGAUGUCGAAUCGUGGUCGCGCCUACGCUAUUAUGGCGCAAAAUUACCCCGGAGUAAUGCUGCCAUCGAGAAGCUUUAGUGAUAGUGGUCGUUUGAACGAACAGUCCCCUCCCAGAACUAUGAUGUCUCCUACUGUAUUGUCUCCUGGAGCGACGUCUCCAACAUCAGCACCUACAGCGGACGGAGCCGGCGCUGCCCCACCGUUGAGCGAAAAAGCUGCAUUAUCGUUAUGGUUGAAGAGGCAGCAGGCAGGCGGGUCGACGAAGAAACCACCGGCCUUCCUAAAAGACCUACGAGUGCAUAGGCAUUCGCUGACAUACCGUGGCGCCAUGUUGAACAUCAACAGGUACAGGCUCCGUGCUUCGUCCUGCCCCAACAUCUUCAGGAACUCAAUGACGACCAUUGCCAAAGAAAAGGUGCAAUGGUACGCUGGUCUUUGGGAUUUCUGGGAUCUAGUAGUGGAUGUAAUGGAUUUCUCGCACUUCCGCAACCCCGCGUUCCUACUGUUCGCGAUGUCCAAUUUCCUCUUGUACAUGUGGUACGACGUGCCGUACGUGUACAUCGCUGACAAUGGACUUAAGAAGGGUUUCAACGAGUCGCAGUCUUCCAUGCUCAUUUCUAUUAUUGGGAUCGUUAACAUGUUUGGAGAGAUCAUCCUAGGCUGGGUCGGCGAUUGGGAGUGCGUGAACCCAAGCAUUGUGUACGCGUGCUGCAUGUUCUUUUGCGGAUUUGUCACCCUCAUAAUGCCUCUUCUCGAGGGCUAUGUCGGUCAGGCCGUUGCCGCUGGCGCCUUCGGAGCCUUUAUUGCAGCUAACUAUUCAUUGACAUCUAUCAUUCUGGUGGAGCAAAUUACGCUGGAGAAAUUCACUAAUGCGUAUGGAUUGUUGUUGCUCAUUCAGGGAAUGGCCAAUUUGGUUGGACCCCCACUAGCUGGCUGGGUAUACGACAUAACGAAUUCGUACGACCUGUCUUUCUACCUCGCCGGGGUAUUCAUCGGUCUAUCCGGCCUCAUCAUGGUGGUGCUCCCGCUGUACAAGCAGGCGGGUCGCAUCAGCAAACUGUGCAAACGCAAGGCUGACGGCUCAGACAAGGCAAACGGAGAUGUCAAGCAGAACGGAAAGGUUAAGCUCAUUGUGUAGUUUACUUGUUUAAUGGAGAAAGUUUGUUUGUAAUAGUGAAUUUCGAAGCUAUGCCAUCGUUAUAACUACAGAAAUUGAGUAACGCUGUUUAGUGCCGGAGUUAAUUUAUUUAUGUAACUACACAACACAUGUAAUGUACAGACGGCAGCACAUCAAGGUACACAUUAAAGGAUCUUCUGCUGUUGACUGUACAUCAGUUGUACAAUGUAAGGCUUAAUUUUAGGA
This is a messenger RNA of Hyposmocoma kahamanoa, 2640 nucleotides long. RefSeq names its product monocarboxylate transporter 12-like. NCBI's taxonomy places the organism in Eukaryota, Metazoa, Arthropoda, Insecta, Lepidoptera, Cosmopterigidae. The record is from RefSeq and is a predicted model, not a curated record. Bases 103 to 2415 code for a protein of 770 amino acids. Gene Ontology annotation, molecular function: monocarboxylic acid transmembrane transporter activity. Gene Ontology annotation, biological process: monocarboxylic acid transport; transmembrane transport. The transcript has 4 exons.